AUGCUGUCAAAAGUGUGCUGUCUUGGUGCAGGUUAUGUUGGAGGUUCAACACUUUCAAUUAUAGCUCAUUACUGUCCGGAGAUUCAAGUUACUGUUGUUGAUACUUGUGAUGAACAAAUCAAGAUGUGGAACUCAGAUACGCUACCAAUAUAUGAGCCGGGAUUAGAUGAGAUUGUUAAAUCACACCGUGGAAAAAAUCUACACUUUUCUUCGGAUAUUGACAAAGCAAUAGAUGAAGCUGAAAUGAUCUUUAUCUCAGUGAAUACCCCAACAAAAAAUUGGGGCCUUGGUAAGGGUAGAGCAACUGAUCUGACUAACUUAGAGGCUGCAGCUCGACGUAUAGCUAAAGUAUCACGACAACCGAAAGUUAUAGUUGAAAAAAGUACAGUACCGGUGAAAGCAGCAGAGACUACAAGUACAAUACUUCAAUUUGAAGCAAAGUCUCGUCGUAACAUAUCCAAUCUUACAAUAACAACUAAUAAUAAUUAUAGUAAGCUUAAUGAAUUUGUGGUCUUAUCGAAUCCGGAAUUUCUAGCUGAAGGUACUGCUGUCAAUGACUUAUGUAAUCCAGAUCGUAUUCUAAUUGGUGGUGAUUCACAUUCGUCAUCUGGUAAAUUAGCAAUCGAAAUGUUACGUUGGAUAUAUUUACAUUGGGUACCAGCAGAACGUAUACUUAUUACAUCGACUUGGUCAUCGGAAUUAUCUAAAUUGGCAGCUAAUGCUUUUCUUGCUCAACGUAUUAGCAGUAUCAAUGCUAUCUCGGCUAUAUGUGAACAAACAAAUGCUGAUAUUAAAGAAGUGUCUAAAGCAAUCGGUGCAGAUCAUCGAAUUGGCCCAUAUUUUUUAAAUGCUGGUCUUGGCUUUGGUGGUAGUUGUUUUCGUAAAGAUAUUUUAAGUUUGAUGUAUAUAUCAGAGACAUUGAAUUUACCAGAAGUAGCUUCUUAUUGGUGUAGUGUACUACAAAUUAAUAAUUAUCAGAUUGAUAGAUUUACACGUAAUGUAAUUGAAAAAUUGCAUAAUACAUUAAAAGGGAAACGUAUUGCAAUAUUUGGCUUCACUUUUAAAGCAGAUACAUAUGAUACAAGAGAUAGUCCUGUGAUACCAUUAUGCAAUCAGUUAUUACAAGAACAAGCUGAACUAGCAAUCUAUGAUCCGAAAGCUCAUUAUAAACAAAUUGAAUCAGAUUUAUUAAUCAAUAAUAAAGAUUCAUUUAGUCAAUUCGUUCACAUUUGUUCUACGCCUGAAGAAGCUGUCACCAACGCUUAUGCUAUUCUGAUAUGCACAGAUUGGAAAUGUUUCCAGGAAUAUGAUUAUGCGAAGUUUUACCGUUUAAUGACGAAACCAGCAAGAAUAUUUGAUGGACGUAUUAUAUUAAAUCAUAAACAAUUAAGUCAAAUAGGUUUUAUUGUUGAAGUAAUUGGUAUUGCAUCAGAAAGUUUUACCAUGAAUGGUUAUGUUGAAUAA
Molecule: messenger RNA, 1464 nt
Organism: Schistosoma spindalis
Lineage: Eukaryota; Metazoa; Platyhelminthes; Trematoda; Strigeidida; Schistosomatidae
Source: the annotation of a GenBank genome assembly